Yarrowia lipolytica CLIB122 is the source of this 2274-nucleotide messenger RNA. RefSeq lists its product as uncharacterized. NCBI's taxonomy places the organism in Eukaryota, Fungi, Ascomycota, Dipodascomycetes, Dipodascales. Gene Ontology annotation, molecular function: nucleic acid binding; exonuclease activity. Gene Ontology annotation, cellular component: nucleus. The record is from RefSeq and is a predicted model, not a curated record.
AUGCAGUUCUCGGGAGAGGGUCUUUUUUUCCACUCGCCGUUUAAUUCGCCCAAAAAACACAUGUUUUCAUCGAGCAAAGGGCUGUUUAGGGGCCACCCAUGUCCGUCGAUAGCCGCAGGCCAGUUUUGUCGUCUUUUGUGCUGUCCAUUUGACCAUCCGGAGCGUGUCAAGAGGGAGUCCGAAAAUGGCUCUGAUUCGGCCGAGAUGGUGAAGAGAAGGAAGCUAGAAGUCGGCCAAGGGGUGGCUCGGGUGGCUGGAGAUUCGAGCGGUGGAAAGCUGGAGCUUCCAGGAGCCCGGCAAGCUUUGAACCAGCGAGAUCGGCCCGAAAUUGAGGGAGUUGGAGCGAGUCCAAAAACUGAGGGAGGCCGAGCAGAAGGAGCUGAGAAGAAGGAGUUUGCUUCAUCGCAGUCAAGUCAAAAGGAACAACAAGAGACACCUCACGCCAGUGCUACACCUCAAGCCAGUGUUUCACCCCAAACCUCAGCUCCACCUCAACAUGUUUCGUCAUCAGUAUCCGAGGAUGUUCUGAAACAGGGGAAGAACGGAAUUACAUCAAAGUCGGAAAAAAGCUCGGUGAAACAGCCCGGAUCACGCGACAUAUAUCAACCGUCUUCAUCACGUGAGCCCCCUGUAUCGUCAAUUGACACACGUACGUCGUCCAGCCCAAAAAGUGCUCUGGAGGCGGUCAUGACUACAUCUGCAUCUCCCUCUCAGUCGCGGGAUGGAUCUAGGAACACAUCUGCAUCUCCGUCCUCGUCCCGUGACGCCGAGCAUCUCAUGCCCACCACCAUCUUCCCCUGUCCUGCCACGGUUCCUCAGCGAAUUGCGUAUCUCAAGGCGAUUCAUUCUGCUCUUACAGACAAGCGAAAACUCAAGUUUCCGAAACGAGCUGCGAUAUUGGAGGAGUUGGCUGCGGCUAAACGCAGCGCAGGCAACUAUAUGGUCUAUACCAACGAGUGCCGUGUGCUGGUGAAGAGCAUCAAAGACGGCUCUUGGAGGGGCGGAAAAGCAGGUGGUACAAAGACGGACAGUAAGACUUCAGGCCACAUUACCAGUUCGAUCAGCAAUCAACUGGACAUGCUUGCUUCCAAAACAAAACCUCUGUUGGCUCAAAAUGGAUAUCCCGUGAAUCCUGACCCCCUGAAAUCAGGUCUGCCUUCCAACAUUGGUAUCCAGCACUGUGACCGGUGCGACAAGGCGUUCGAUGUGCCCAAAGUAGACAACUAUGGCAGUUGCAAGUAUCAUUGGGCACGUGCGCGCAUGGGAGGCAACUCAACCAUGCCUGAAAAGUUUUACCCUUGCUGUAAUCAGCCGGUGGGGAUGUCUGAGGGUUGCGAGGAGGCUCCUCGACAUGUUUACAAACUUCAUGAUUUGAAUGAUUUGGCCUUUGUGAUUCCCUUCAGAACGGUGUCUACCAGCGAGUCAUUAGAUACAUCUACAUCUACAUCCACAUCUACCUCUGCAACUACCUCAGCUCCUUCUGCUAAAAGCACGAAAACAGCAUCGAGACCCGCUAGCACCCCAACCAAAAGUCUCACAUCGUCGCUAGACCUGGAAAAGUCUAGACAACCCUUCAAUAAGGCCCGUCGACCAAGAACCAUCUUCAACGGCCCUGCUGUAAAUCAACGAGAGCCAGACAUUACUCUGGAGACCAUGAAGAGAGGGAUCGGCGAGUCCCGUGGCCAAGCUGAUUCUCAGGAACGUUCUUCUGAGCCACGUGAGCGCUCUGCUAGGGUACGUGAGCAGCCUUCUGGGUCAUGUGACCAAGCCGGCUCUCUGCAGACCUCUGUCGUGGCUGUCGACUGCGAAAUGCUGUAUACUUCUCUUGGAAUGGAGCUUUGUCGGGUCACGUGCAUCGACUACCAUGGCAAGAAGACACUUGACCGAGUAGUUAGACCGACAGGACGCAUUCUUGACUACAACACGCGAUUUUCCGGUAUUUCCGAUAUCAACGAACCUAUCAUCACGGAAAGCGGCGAGAAAGGAGACAGUAUUUCGUUUGAAGAGGCGCAUAGACUGAUUCUCAAGCUGAUCAAUAAGCAGACGAUUCUGGUUGGUCACGGAUUGGAAAAUGAUCUAAUUGCCAUGCGUCUUAUUCACGACAGAAUUAUCGAUACAUCUAUUCUUUACCCUGAUUUCAAUCCCAGGUAUAAGACCGCCCUGAAGACGUUGGCUCUGAAAUAUCUCAAGAGAACCAUUCAGACCGGCGAGCAUGACUCCAUGGAGGACGCUCUAGCUGCUCUGGAUGUGGUCAAGUGUCACUUGAAGGGCUGA